ACUUUAGUUUUCCGUUCAUCACUUUCGGUUCUGACUCACAGAAACCGGCUGCUGAUCCGCCCACAGCCGCGAGAAACGAAACUAAACCGGCAUUAAAGCCACUGAAGAGAUCAAAGACGAGCUACAACCGAAGACACCAAACCCAGAUAUAUUAACUGCUACAUCAUGUUCAAUCCAAGAGGAGGAGGACAGCAAAGAGGAAGAGGCGGCUCCAGUGGCCCUCAAAGAAGAGAUGGUUCCGUGCCUGGUCAAAGACAAGCAAGCAGGUCUCCCAGUCGAAGCAGAGGAAGCAGCAGAGGUGGCCGAGGGGAGGGGAGAGGAAGAGGAGGAAGAGGAGGAGAUGGAAGGGGUCGAGGUCACCAACAAGCCAGUGGAAGUACAAACAGCCAAUGGGAAAGACAACCCGAUGAAAAAGCUCAAGGUGCAAGAGGAGGUGGAAGAGGAGAUGGAAGGGGCAGAGGAGAGAGGAGAGAAGAAAACAAGCAACAAGGGAAGCCAAGUUGGAACUCUGUCCACCGCCCAAUGAUAAGGGGAGGCCACUCGAGAGGAUUCGGAAGACCUGUUUAUGGGUUCAUGCAACAAAAUUUGCCCAAUUAUUUUCUUCCAGCCCCUUUACAUCCAAGCAACCGCCCUGAAAACACAGGUCACCAACAAACUAGUAGAAGUAUGACUGAUUUAAGAGUUGGUCCACAAGGUGAAGAACCUCAAAGAGGAAGAGUAGAAACUCAGAGAGGUAGAGGUGGAAAUGGAAGAGGAAGAGGACGAGGGAGAGACGGCACCCCUGAAACGCGCAAACUUGGGUAUAAAAUGCUUGAAGGCCUGCUGGAGAGAGAAGCAUCCGAGGUGGCCAUCACCCUUUCAUCUAGCACAGGGCUCAAGAAUCUGCUUGACGACAGUACAAUGAGAAGCGACUUGGUGCAACUGGUCUGUCAAGUUCUCUGCAAGGCCUUCGGGUCUCGAAUUGACCGCAAGAUCGUGCUGCACUUGGCUGGCACCGUCAAAGACUCUCCGUUUUUCCGUAACAUUCUGCCGUAUCAUGUGACUGGAAUGAUGUCGGAUUACGUGCAAGCUCGAAGGGAGCAGUAUCCCCAACAUCUGAGCAACAUCAUCAGCCUUCUCUCUGAAGUUCUCAACAUGUUUCCCCAGAGCUCUAUACAGUCAGUCUCAAUGUUGGUGGCGCUUUUGAAACCGACCGUCAACCAGUUGCGUGCCUCUGGUGUGGAUAUCCUCCCCAGUACUGAUGAAGACUUGGAGAGGGUGCAGGGUUUGGUGGCCCACCUCCAAGAGAAAUCAAGGGAAGGCACCUUGCGCUCCGAUAACUACUCCUUCCUAGCAGCUGACGAGGAUGCCCCGCCUGGGGAAGUAGACUUCAGGACCAUGAGCAUUUAUCCAACCCUUGAGGAGUUCCACCUAGACCAAAAGCCAUUCCUGAGACCCAACAUAAUGUCUCAAAGCUUUCAGAAUGCACGCAUCUAUCUAGACACACACUUCCGACUUCUGCGUGAAGAUUUUGUGAGGCCGCUUAGAGAGGGAGUCAAGGAGAUCCUGAGGAACCAGCACAGUGAGACUGUCGAUGGAAUACCAAUGAAAAAGAGGCGUUUUAAUGACAUCAGAGUCUACUUUGACACCCGAUUGGUUUUGCCACUCUGCACACCAACAGGAAUCGCCUACAAAGUGCAGUUUGACCCGCGGCCUCUUCAGUUUGUCCGGUGGGAAAAUUCCAAGCGUCUUAUUUACGGAUCCCUUGUCUGUCUCUCCAUGGACAAUUUCGAAACCUUCCUGUUCGCCACUGUUGCCGAUCGGGAUCCAACGCUGCUGAGGAAGGGACAGGUGCAUCUCUGUUUUUCUUCUGAGAGCAGGGCCACGUUGGCCAGGAUUCAGCCCUCGGACUCUUUCCUGAUGGUCGAGACCACGGCUUACUUUGAGGCCUACCGAUAUGUCCUAGAAGGUCUCCAGGAGCAAGAUGAGAAUGAUGUUCCCUUUCAAAGGUACAUAGUGGACUGCAACACAGACGUAGAUCCUCCAGCUUACCUUCGGGUGGAAGGAAGGUCAUACGAUCUUUCUGGCAUCAUGGCAGAAGGGCAGGAGAAGAUUCCACCCUUCAACCCCUUGACCCCACACGCCUGGCCUGAUGAGAAAAAAGUGGGUCUCGAUGAAAGCCAACUCCAAGCACUUAAACUGGCCUUAACCAAUGAAGUGGCCAUCAUACAAGGACCACCAGGAACAGGGAAGACGCAUGUAGGCCUGAAGAUCGCUCAGGCUUUGCUAAACAACCAUGAGGCCUGGUCAAAUGGUAGCCCUAUGCUGGUGGUCUGCUACACCAAUCAUGCUCUUGACCAGUUUCUGGAAGGCAUCCAUGGAUUUUUAAAAAUGGGCAUUGUAAGAGUUGGAGGACGAAGUAACAGUGAAACUCUAAAGCCCUUUGGUCUGAGGGAGCUGACCAGGGCAUCAAACUUCCGCAAAAAUUUACCACAGCACCUGAGGAGAGCCCAUCAUGAAAUCUACACACAGAUGGAGGCUGCAGAGGAGCUCUUAAAGAGACAGUCCGCUCAGCUGGAGUGCAGCUUGCGUGGCGUCCUCAGAGAAGACUUCCUGGAGAGAUACAUGUCUCCUCAGCAUUGGGACAGCUUGUGUCUUCAGCCAGUGAUGGAUGGAUUUGAGAGUGUGGGGAAAAAGAAGCCUUCAAUGAUCGCAGAGUGGCUCGGCAUCGGAUUCUCUGGUUUUUUGCAGGGGCCACAACUAACAGAGAUGGCAGAUGAAGACGAGGCAGAGCUGAAUGAUGAAGAACUGAUAGAAAUCGAUGAAGAGGCGGAUCUGAUCCAGGCUGAGAGGAUAGUGGUGGAUGCGGAGCACAGGGAUAAUAACUGGAAAAAGCUGAAACAAGAUCAGAAGAACAUCGAUGACAUGGCUGAGUUGAUGCUGGCUAUGAACCUGAAUGAUCCUGAACCACAACAAGCAGCCAAGAAUCAGCGUCAUGGUCAGAGUCAUGCUGAUCAAGAGGAAUGGCAGAUUCAAGGCCACCAGAAGAAAAAAAUUAAGCAAAUGGCUAAAAAAGAGCUGACGAAAACUUCAGCUAUGAGUGAACAUCAAGAAAGGCAAACCAUGGAUGUGUGGAGACUCAGUCUGAAAGACAGAUGGAGACUGUAUCGGCUUUGGGUUUUGCGCUAUCGGACUGAUCUCCGCACUAAGGCCCUCACCUCUGAGCAGGUGUAUCAGGACGCCGCGGAGAGGCUCAAUGAAAUCCGGCGUCGCGAGGAUCUGUGUGUGCUGCGACAGGCUCGGGUCGUCGGUAUGACCACCACAGGAGCGGCUAAAUACAGACAGGCUCUGCAGGAGCUGCAGCCCAGACUGGUGAUCGUGGAGGAGGCGGCGGAGGUGUUGGAGGCGCACACCAUCACCACCCUCAGCAAAGCCUGCCAGCACCUCAUCCUGAUCGGGGAUCACCAACAGUUGAGGCCUAGUGCAACAGUGUAUGAACUUGCCAAGAAUUUCAAUCUGGAAGUGUCGAUGUUUGAGAGGCUUGUCAGAGUCAACUUUCCAUUUGUGCGCCUUAACUACCAGCAUCGCAUGAGGCCAAGCAUCGCUCGACUGUUGACUCCUCAUAUCUAUGAAACACUGGAAAACCACCCCUCUGUACUGGAGUAUGACAAUGUUAAGGGGCUUCUGACAAAUCUCUUUUUCGUGGAUCAUAGUCAGUUUGAGGAAGAGAUUAAGGAUGGACGGAGCCACCAGAACCCUCACGAGGCUCAGUUUGUGGUCGCGCUUUGCCGCUACUUGUUGUUACAGGACUACAAGCCUUCUCAGAUCACCAUUCUGACGACUUACACAGGACAGCUUCACUGUCUACGUAAGCUCAUGCCCUCUCCGAAUUUCUCUGGAGUCAAAGUCCACGUUGUGGACAAAUAUCAAGGGGAGGAGAACGACAUUAUCAUAUUGUCUCUGGUGCGCAGCAAUCUACAGAGGAGAGUCGGCUUCCUGAACAUAUCAAACCGUGUCUGCGUAGCCCUUUCUCGUGCUAAGAUGGGUCUCUAUUGUAUUGGAAAUAUGGACAUGCUCAGCUCUGUUACGCUGUGGAGCAACAUCAUUCACACUCUAAGAGAGCAUGGUCAGGUGGGUCGUGCUUUGACGCUGAGCUGUCAGAACCAUCCGGAUAAACAGAUCCUCGCAUCCUGCAGUGAUGACUUCAGAGGUGCCCCCGAAGGUGGCUGCAAUCAGCCCUGCCAAUUUCGCUUGGAUUGUGGCCACGUGUGCACCCGUAUGUGCCACCCAUAUGAUGUGGAACACAAGGAAUACAAGUGCAUGAAAUACUGCCAGAAGGUGCUGUGUGAUCUGAAGCACAAAUGUACACGUCUCUGUUAUGAAGAAUGUGGUGAAUGCCAGGUACCCCUAGACAAGAUCAUUCCGUCAUGCCAGCAUAGUCAGAGGGUGCCUUGCCACCUAGACCCUGCGAAAUUUGUCUGUCAAGAGCCUUGCCAAAAGACCCUCCCUUGCGGCCAUCCCUGCAAGGCAGCUUGUGGAGAGUCCUGCACCGCUCAGUGCAAGGUAACAGUUCAAAUGCAGCUGAAAUGUGGACACGUCCAGGAAGAACCAUGCUUCAUUUCCAGUGAUCCCAAAAGGAACACAUACUGCAGAACAAAAUGUGGCACCACCUUGGAAUGUGGCCACCCUUGCCCAGGAACUUGCCAUGGAUGCUGUCAAGGUCGCCUGCACAAAGCAUGCAACCACAAAUGCCAACAAACUCUGGUGUGUUCUCAUCAGUGUCGGGAGCCUUGUGUAAGAGAUUGUCCACCGUGUUCAGUUCGCUGCAAGAACCGUUGCGUCCACAGCGCCUGCAUGAAGACUUGCGGUCAGCCUUGCGCGCCUUGCAACGAACCCUGCGAAUGGCAGUGCCCUCACCACAGCUGUACCAAGCUGUGUCACGAACCAUGCGACCGUCCGCCUUGUUCUGUUCCCUGUAACAACACCUUGCCCUGCGGACACCGCUGCAUAGGUCUGUGCGGAGACCCUUGUCCCAAUAAGUGUCGCAUUUGCCAUAAGGAUGAGGUCACGGAGAUCUUCUUCGGCAAUGAAGACGACCCGGAUGCUUGUUUCAUUCAGCUUGAUGAUUGCAAGCACCUGUUCGAAGCUACAGGAAUGGAUCAAUACAUGAAUCUUGACGAAGACCAAGACGCUGAACUGGAUCAAAGGGCGAUCCGACUCAAGGAUUGUCCAAGGUGUCGCACUCCCAUUCGUAGAAACCUUCGGUAUGGCACUCACAUCAACCGCAGCCUGGCAGCCAUCGAGAUGGUCAAGGAGAAGAUCAAUGGUGUGUCGGAUGUUGUCAAGCAACAACAGGAAGCCCUUAGAUUGCAACUGCUUGGGAAGAAGAACUUGAGGAUUCAUCUUGGCCCAGAGUUUUUGCAUCUUAAAGAUAAGUUUAAAACAAAGGACCUUUCACGCCAACAACUUUGGCAUCUCGAGAACUUGAUGACCUAUCUCGAGAGUGUUGGGAAACUAAAAGCAAUGCAAGCUGCGUAUAUGACUCCCCUUCUGGACAAACUUCAGCCAUUCUCUAGCAAAAUUGAAGAAGUCUUGGAAUUCCUCUUACGUCCGACGCAGAGGUUUUCAGACCAGCAGAUUGCAGAUCUCGACCGUGAAUUGAAGAGACUCUCCUACCUUGCUGAGCUCAACGUGCGCUGUGGCAUGUCACCGGCCAAAAGUAUAAUUUAUGGCACUGAGGUCCAGAAAUUAAGAGAGAUCCUGGAGGACACUUUGCCUUUCUCCGAGGGUCUAGAACGUAGAGUCAAGCAGAUGUUCACGGAUUUGGACACCAAACUGCCACGCAGCGGCCUGGGCAUCACCGACGAAGAGAGGGUGAUGAUACUCAAAGCCAUCGGUUUGAAUAAAGGCCAUUGGUACAAAUGUCCCAACGGCCAUGUGUAUGCAAUCGGUGAUUGUGGGGGUGCUAUGCAACAAAGCAAAUGUCCUGAAUGCCAUGCUGCUAUUGGAGGCACUAAUCACAAUCUCAUUCAGGGAAAUGCUGUGGCGACUGAGAUGGAUGGCGCACAGCAUGCUGCCUGGUCAGAUGCUGCCAACUUGGCAAACUUUGACCUGCAAAACAUUGAAGAUUGAAAUUCUUAAGUACUGUUGUCUUCUAUCUGCCGAUAGGGUAUUAAUCUGGUUAACACAAAUCAUGAAAUGCUGUUUUUAAUCAGGCUGUAGUUGCAUCUUUUAGCAGAACCUUUUCUCCACACUUGCCACUGAUGGGAGAAUUAAACAACAUAUGUACAUACAAGUGGAAAAAACAACAAUAACAUCAUUCAUCACAGGUACAAAACAGAUACAAUGCAAAAUAUUAUACCUGUGAUGAAUUAUGUUAUUGUUGUUGUUUUUUCUGCUUGUACUGUAUGUACAUUUGUUGUUCUUCUGUGCACAACUAGUCAAUCUCAUGAUAUAUUCUGGACUUUUGGGUUCAUAACUCAAAUUUUCUAUUAAUAAUAAAAUAAGAUGCAGAUCAUACUUGAUUCGCUCAUGUCAGAUAAAAAAAAUGUGACAUGAGAGUCAAAAUCGUUGCAUCUGCCUGCUAAAUGAACAGUAACUACUAAUUUGUUUACUCACAUUUCGUGCUUGGUGCUUCGCACAUUUCAGUUUAUUAGCUUUUAAAAACAUAACAGAAUUAGUAUAACAGUGAUAAAAUAUGCACAAUUUGCUUGUUUUUAUAUCGUAUAGUAUAUAUUAUUAGUAUAUAUAGUAUAAAUCAGUCUUAUAAAAUAGAUAGAUAGUUGUGGUCCUGAAUGCUGAUUGGUCAAUAUGGCUAAAGUACUUAAAUCUCAUUGAUCCAGAUAAGCUUACAUGCACGAUGCUGAUCAAUGAGAUAAACCACCAAUGAUAAAUAUUAGCUUACAUGUUAUGAAACAUAUCACAGAAGAUGAGCACUUAAUAAAUCUGCUUAAUAAAAUCACGUUUUGAU
Molecule: messenger RNA, 6949 nt
Organism: Cyprinus carpio (common carp)
Lineage: Eukaryota; Metazoa; Chordata; Actinopteri; Cypriniformes; Cyprinidae
Product: NFX1-type zinc finger-containing protein 1-like
Biological process (GO): regulatory ncRNA-mediated heterochromatin formation
Cellular component (GO): nucleus; nuclear RNA-directed RNA polymerase complex
Molecular function (GO): zinc ion binding; helicase activity
Source: RefSeq, a predicted model, not a curated record